This is a messenger RNA of Notothenia coriiceps (black rockcod), 1081 nucleotides long. RefSeq names its product ciliary microtubule inner protein 2B (gene cimip2b). The transcript is spliced from 5 exons. NCBI's taxonomy places the organism in Eukaryota, Metazoa, Chordata, Actinopteri, Perciformes, Nototheniidae. The record is from RefSeq and is a predicted model, not a curated record. The coding region runs from base 264 to 644 and encodes 126 amino acids.
CACUUUUUCCAGAAAAAGGCUUCAUUCCAAAAAGCCAGAACUACUUUGCCUGCACCUACUCAGAAACAUGCCGUAAGGCGCUGUCAGAGUUUCACCAGGAUGGUUGUGCCAAGAUCCAACGAGAAUCGACAGAGCUGCCAGCUGUUGUCAACUACACCCACACACAGGUUGAAAAACCAAGACCCCACUUGAGAGAAAUCUCCAACAAAGAAAUCCCCUACAGGCCCUUAAAGUCCUUCACCCCCACAGGAAAACCACACUUCAUGGAUGAUGAUAACCCACAAAAGUACUUUAAAACAGGUUUUACAGGCCAUGUGCCAACAUCUCGCUUCCUAAUUGGCAAAGGCUUCCCCAAACAGGCACUGAUCCAGUUUGGGAAACAGCAGCAGACUGAUCCCACGUCCCUAAGCAUCCCGGGAAGGAGGGAAAGUACAAUAAUUCCCAUUGCUACCAUCUAUCCAUCAAACAGGGGUGUGGUGCCGUCCUUCACAGGACACAUCCCAUGUCAGUGGUACCAGUUCACGUAUGAACAAACCUUUGGCCAACUUUCCCAGAAUGCACUGGAAAAGAGCAGCAUCAAGAGGAUCCGUCAUGUCAGGCAAAAUCAUAAAACUGUCCAAAUUACUGGCAAGAUGAAGUUCUGACAUGAGUCAAGUUUAAGAACUAUUUAGGAAAUCCUCAUGACAGGAAACGCAUGAAUAAACAUUUGUAAUGUUUACUGUUGGCAUACAAAGAAGUCUUUAUUGACAGACUUUGAUUGUCACUGGCAUUAGAGGAAACAUUCAGAGGUUGAGACAAUGAUGCUGGGUCAAAUUAUUUCACAGAUUGCACAUAAAUACAUGAAUGUUCUGUAUAUAAAACACACGUUCUGUUCUUUCCUCCUUAUUAACUAACCACUAGUCUGUCAAAAUGUAGCUGACACACAUUAAAGUACCUGAAACAGCCACCAGAUGGCUUAUAUUGUGCAACUUAACAAAAUUCACUGGAAGACAUCCUACUGCAAACUAUUUCCACACUUUCAGUUCCAGAAAAUGUACAAAACCUAGCUCUUCACCAAUAAAAACAUCAAGGGGGAGUUAUA